Messenger RNA from Haliotis rufescens (red abalone), 2201 nucleotides. RefSeq lists its product as uncharacterized. The record is from RefSeq and is a predicted model, not a curated record. NCBI's taxonomy places the organism in Eukaryota, Metazoa, Mollusca, Gastropoda, Lepetellida, Haliotidae. The transcript is spliced from 17 exons. Gene Ontology annotation, molecular function: protein binding. The coding region runs from base 87 to 2102 and encodes 671 amino acids.
UAUGUCGGUCACGCGACCUUCAAGGACCCCAGCCAUAUGUGUGUACAUUGCUUGACACGCCGCUUUCAUUCUGAGCACAUGCAACCAUGAACAUCCUUGGGUGGCUAGUUCUCUGUGUCAGCAUUAAAGGGAGCUCCAGCGCCUGUUCGUCAUGCAGCAACAUUGCAAAGGAUCCUAAUAGCUACCACUCAGUCAGUUACCAUUCAUCGGAUGCUCGCAUAGAGAACCCGGGACGCGGCUUCUACCAACAUUUGGAGACCACAUCAAGUCACUUCUCACCUCUCACAGUCCAUUACUUGGACACUGUGCGGCGAGAUGAUGGCGUUAACAUCGGACUGAGGAUCUAUGUUCUCGACUCCUUUGUUCAUUCCUCCAUCAGCAAUACUUUCCUCACACACAUACGGGAUGAUCUUGACAUUGUGAAGGAUGCUGGCUGGACCGUGGCUCUGAGGUUCAGCUACACCAGUCACAGUCGCAGCACGGCCCCUUACGGUGACGCAACAAAGCAGUGGAUGCUGGAACACAUCAGGCAGUUGGGACCAAUAUGGAAAGCAUAUGAGGGUGUCAUAUCAGUGAUACAAGCAGGCUUCAUUGGCAUUUGGGGUGAGUGGUACUACACGACGUAUUUUGGCGACCCCAACCACUUGACCCAUGGUCUGUCAGCCACGAAUUGGCAGGAUCGGAGAGAUGUUCUGACCGCCAUUAUCGACAACUCACCCACUUCCAUUCCCGUCCAGGUUCGAACUCCGACUUACAAGAUGAAGAUUUGGAACAGCAACAGGCCUUCCAGCCUGGCAGACGUGGAGCGACAUACACACGCUGGGAGAACAGGUCACCAUAACGACUGCUUCCUAGCCUCCGAUGAUGACGUUGGUACAUACGAAAACGUUGCGACAGAAAAGUCGUAUCUAGCGAUUGACACGGAAUAUCUGCCAAUCGGUGGCGAAACAUGCGGAAGAGCUCCAUCAAAGCAUGGUAGUCACCGAAGUGAUUGCCCAACUGCGCUGAAGGAAUUGAAACAAUUUCACUGGUCCUUCAUCAAUAAGGGUUAUUCCCCUGAGGUGACGGGGGACUGGAAAUCUCAAGGCUGUUUUGUGCAGAUACACAGGGACCUUGGUUACAGGUUAUCUCUGAAACAGGCAGUGUUUCCAACAAAGGCCGAGCAUGGAGGUACCCUGUGUUUCCACCUGGUCCUCAGUAACACAGGUUACGCAGCGCCCUACAAACCCUGGACCGUCAAGCUCAUUCUCAAAGCUAACUCUGGUGGCGGAUUCUACUCGGCUUCACUGCCAAAUGUUGACGUGAGAGAAUGGACCGCUGGACAUGACCAUGCUGUAGAUGGGAGCAUCGGCGUACCACCAUCUGUACAUGGGGGGUCGUAUAAGGCUUAUCUGGCUAUAUAUGACGAGAAGAUGAAGACCCAUGCUGACUAUUACGUGUUGCUGGCAAAUACAGAUGUCCCCGACUUUGCUGCUGGUAUCAACGACCUCAAGGCUACUGUGCAGGUAACUGGUUCCGGUACCCACGCCCCCACUGGCUGCCCCACCCUGUCGCCAUGGACGCCGCCCUCAAGGAGCAAAUACAGCAGGGUGUUUGGGAAAGACUCUGUAACCUCACACCAGUCGUGUCAGAAAAUAACGGUUCCGAACAACUCCUUCGAAAACGGCGCAUCAGACAAAACAUGGCUGCCAUACCAUGGAGGAUUUACUGUGACAACUUCCGGUGCUCAUAGCGGCUCACAUGCUAUAAGCGUAACAAAUGGCGGUGCAUCACAUUUGUUUACCUUUAGUCCUCCGAUACACAGCUUCCUUCUGACUGCCUACAGUAAACACAGCGGGACUUCACUGUCCAAUGAUCCCAGUGAUUACAGCGUGUACUGCGACAUCACGAGGCCUGAUGGUCAGAGGGUGUGGGGCAAGUACGCCCCCUUCCAUAACGGCGUGACAACCUGGCAGAGAGUGGACCUCAGGGUGCACGUGUCAGAGGGAAUCUCUCAAGCUCACUGCUACCUCUUGUACCGAAACAUCAAACAAGGGUCAGCACUCUUCGAUGACGUCGCAAUGUGGUCUGCACCACAGGGAACUGAUGUUAACGACUGUUGAUUGUGAUGAACAGAUUCUGCAAUGUAUGUGACACGUUAUGGCGCUUCAAGAUAAUAUACUGAAAGCACAAGGCAUUAUGUCUAUGCAUGUUCUAAAACA